GUCAUUGGUAUCUCACAGCCCACCUUUUCCAGAUAUUUGAUGCAGGUGAGUCUAAAAAUACAUAGGCGGUUAUGUCUAAGUGUUGCUUCUGUAAGUUCAAACAACACAGUAUUGUAGAGAAUACCUAACAUGACACUCACCUUAGCUUCUUUAAUGUCCACUCAGGUUUUGGAUGUGUUGGAGCCACACAUUAAUGCCUCAAUCUGCUUCCCUACCGAGGAGUCGGAGUGGAGUGCUGUCAGGGUAGCUUUCUAUGAGCUUGCUGGCAUGCCCAAUGUGCUGGGGGCCAUAGAUUGCACACACGUUCAGCUGAGAUCACCUAAGGGCCGCCAAUAUAUAUAUACUAAUAGACAUCUGUCCCAAUCAACUAAUGUCCAGGUGGUCUGUGAUGCAAACUUAAAAAUUAUGAGUGUUGUUGCAGGUUACCCUGGUGGCUGCCAUGACUCCUUCAUCCUCAGUCAGUCAUCGCUCUUCGAUAAAUUUGAGGCCGGAGAAAUGCCUGAUGGCUGGCUGUUGGGUGAUGGGGGUUACGGCUGCUACUCUUGGCUCCUUACUCCAUUGUCCCAACCUGAUUCUCCUGCUGAACACAGUUACAAUCAUGCACAUAAGGCUACGCGGAAUGUGAUAGAAAGAUGUUUUGGUGUGCUGAAGUCACGGUUUCGGUGUCUGGAUAAAUCUGCUGGCCUUUUGUUGUAUAGUCCCUCAAAGAUAACUGAGGGGAUCGGGGCUCAUCACUCUGCGAACUCGCCAAUAGUGCCAGUGGUGGCUGGGGUGACACUGCCGAAAGUCGUCGCCUGGGUGGGGAUGAUGGAGCCGCAGAUUCCGAGCCAAGACGCCGUGUCUUACUUGGCCUCCUGGAAUAUGUGACUACACUGAAGUCUUACCUGCAAUCCCAGCCUCAUCCUGACUUGUCUGAGGCCUGUCUGGCCGGCUGGUCUGUGGGAC
Pseudophryne corroboree (corroboree frog) is the source of this 945-nucleotide messenger RNA. RefSeq names its product putative nuclease HARBI1. NCBI's taxonomy places the organism in Eukaryota, Metazoa, Chordata, Amphibia, Anura, Myobatrachidae. The coding region runs from base 130 to 867 and encodes 245 amino acids. The record is from RefSeq and is a predicted model, not a curated record. The transcript is spliced from 4 exons.